GCGUCUAUGGAUGACUUAUCUCUGAGGGCCACGUUCCAUGUUAACCCGGGCUUUUGGUUGUGGUUGGGCUCGGCGGAAAUUCAUGCAGUGUUCCGAAGAGCCGUCAGAUGAUGCUCUGGGCAGCACCGGCCAUACAGAGAAUACUGUUACAGUACUAGUAGCAUCUACAGGUAGGCUCUCCGCAUCAGGGUAUCCCCGGCUUCAAUAAUCUACCUGGUAGGUCCGUCUGGGAAUUACAGCUUGCGCCUGUUUGCCAGACGUGGGGUGUCAAUAUGCUGCCAAACUCUUCCCUCUCCUUCAUCCUACCGCUGAUAGCACUAGCCAUAUACCUCCAGUCUGGGGCUUUGUGGAGUUUGGUUGGACGAGUCGACAUAGACAAAACGAGACUCGUGCGUUGGGAGAACAGCACUGCCCUAAACAAUGGCGAUUGCGAGGUGGUACACGCAGCCAAUGCAUGCGAGGAUGUAAAAAUAUACCAUGCCUCACAUACAGCCUUUCUGGCAUGCGGAGACCCUCUGGAGCGAACUCACUGGUAUCCUUGUGCUGGUACGCGCGACGCCGAACGCCGGGCAGAGUCCUCCUUUCGUGAGCAGCUAUUCAAACACGACUUGAAGACUGGUCAGACAACGGAGCUUAAGGUGCAUGGUCUCAACGGAGACUUUAUCACCCACGGGAUCGAUAUUUUGUCAGUGCCAGAUAAUCCCUCAAAGAUCCAUAUUUUCGCAGUUAAUCAUGCGCGAAAUGGAGAUUCAAUCGCCAUCUUCAAGCAUGACUUGGGCUCUGAUGCUGUCCACUUGGUCAAGAAUGUCAAGCAUCCAAAUAUCAAAACAGCGAAUGGUGUCGCUGCCACCGGUCUAUUGAGCUUUUUCGUAACCAACGACCAUUUUGCUGCGAAGGGCCCUUUGCGAAUAUUAGAAGAGAAGUACGGGCCUUUUACGUGGUCGAGCAAUGUGCAACAUUGCGAUGCAUCAUCCGAGGAAGUCAGUUGCAAGCGCGUCGGGGGGAAUUUCCCUAAUGCCAAUGGCAUCAACCUGUGGGAAGACAGGCUGUUUGUUGGCGAUUCCAGCAACGGCACCGUUACAAUCUUCCAUAUCGAGGAUGACAAGACGCUCACAAAGCUCCAGGUCGUUGAUGUAGGGGCUGGGGCGGAUAAUAUCAACAUUAUUCCAACUACAGGAGACCCCGUCGUUGCGGUGUUUCCCACCCUUGAGAACCUCCCGUCGUAUCGAGAUAAUGUGAAAUCCUUGGGCAAGGAUUUCUUGGUUCCGGCCGCGGCGCUCCGGUUGGACCACAACAAGGGGUAUGCUCCUGAGCUGCUUUACUAUGAUGACGGCUCGGUUAUCAGCUUCAUGACCGCAGUCGCCCCCGACCCCGUGAACGAUCUCCUGCUUGUGUCUGGUGUGCUGCAGUACGGGGGCUUCGCGGUUUGUAAAGUGCCUUCAGGUGCAUUUUCAUGAGCCAGAGCUACACGGCAGGAGGAGUAGGACAAACAGGCGCACUGCCAGUGAAGGCUUUCUGCUCUGGCUUCACCUGCAGAGAGGAUCUGUCUCACGAAUGUCUGAGUAUCAGCCUUGACCAGAUGGACGGGUAUGAUUAAAUUCAAUCACUGGCAAAACUUGAAGAUAGUACUUGAAUGUCAAUAGUUGCUAUAUCAACACUGCUAAUGCUGCUUUAACACUAUAAGCCCCAAUCUCACUGGCAAACUACCUAGGUAAUAAGCG
Exophiala dermatitidis NIH/UT8656 is the source of this 1721-nucleotide messenger RNA. RefSeq names its product Pon2; paraoxonase 2. Bases 273 to 1457 code for a protein of 394 amino acids. The record is from RefSeq and is a predicted model, not a curated record. The transcript has 6 exons. Lineage: Eukaryota; Fungi; Ascomycota; Eurotiomycetes; Chaetothyriales; Herpotrichiellaceae.